CCAUGAGCCUCUUCGCGCGUGCGUGCGCGCGUGCGUGGGAGAGAGAUCCAAUGGAAGACGAAGGGGUCGGGAUUAAACGGUCGAGGAUGGUUUAAGAAUUAAUGCGACGGAGUAUAACGACCUUGAAGCGAGCCCUUAAAAUAGGACCCUCGGCCGCAUAGGAUCUCUUUUGCCCCAAGGUCACAAGAAGUCCUGCUAGGUAUAGAGUUUCGGACUGUCUGAACCACAUGAUAGAUCUGGAGACAGGUACAUCCGGGCCCGUUAAUGCACCAAUGUACUCCGUCAAUAAUAAUUCAGAACAUAUCUUAUUUGUAAUUAAUCUCGGGCUCCUCGUGAUUCGGAUCCAAAAUCCAAAUCAUGCAGAAAAUUAGAUUCUGAUGUGGCUAAAUCUCGUCUACCAAUUCAAUCGUGAACUGAUAUAUGGCACAACAAGAACAAGUUUCAGUUGGAUUCGAAUUUCUGGACCGAUCCAAAAAAAGAAAACACUAGAGAGAGCUUCCUACUUGACUCAGGACUCUAAAGAGUCCAAUUCCAGCAGGACUAGGACUUCUCAUCUAUAAAAAGAGCUCAGGGCUGUAGGGCGUUAUCUUUGAAGUGCUCCUAAGGCUCCCAGUCAAGUCCCUCAUCAGAUUCAAAGCGACUUGCAAGGCCUGGCAUGCUCUCAUCUCCGAACCCUAUUUCAUAGCUUCCCAUUACGAGCAUUCAAGAGCAACUCCAUCCCUUCUAAUCCUACCAUUGAAACAAGAUCUUUUCCACGAGACUAUGGAUCUAUAUUCAUACAAGAAAGAGGCACGCGUCUCCGAACUGCUGCUUCACACAAAGCUCCCUCGUGGAGAUAUGUUGCUCUCGUUAUAUCCUUGCGAGGUCAACGGUUUAAUCAUGCUUUUCUCAGAAAGGUUUAUUCAUAUAUGCAAUCCCAGCACUAAAGAGUUCUUGACCUUGCCCAAGGGGAGCCUGAGCCCACCGCACUCGGAUCACAUUCAUCGGUACGUGGGGUUUGGCUUUGACUCAUCGACGAACAAAUACAAGGUUGUCAGGACCUUCCUUCGCGGUGUCGACAAUGACACCCAAGACUAUGGUUUGGGGUGCGAGGUCUGCACUUUGGGCGAUGGUUCAUGGAGAGCAAUUGACGGCCCUUCUUCUCCUGUCGUUAGCCAUUGUCCUGUGACGGUGGGUGAAGUUAUUUACUGGCCAGCCUACGAAGAAGAGCAUGGAAGGGCUGCCAUCCUUCUAUUUAGUCUUAGAGACGAGAGAUUUGGGAUAGUUCGAGCUCCUCCCUUCGAGGCAAAUGCGAACCACAUUCCUCUUCUGGCAGCACUUGAAGGGGAUUUGAGCUAUGUUGUUCAUCGAUUUGACUCUGAUAUGAUGGAUAUUUGGGUGUUGAAUGCUUGCAACAAUACAUGGAGCAAGAAGUACAGUAUCGACACUAGUAAUUUAAAUCUCAGGAGUCCUAUUGCAAUGCAUGAUGGAAAGAUUUUGCUUAGCUCGGGCAACAGAUUGGCUUAUUUUGACCCAAGAAGCAAAACAUUGACUGCAGUGGUUGCCAUUGGAGGCCUAUCAAACGAGGAAUAUCCAUGGAAACAACCUUGCAUGAGUUUUUUAGAUGGAUCUCUUCACUUCUUUGUCUCUCUUUAUGCAGAGAGUCUAGCCUCUGUAAUAACUGGGUAGUCCCUAAUGUAAGGUAGAAACGGUCUUUGAAAUUUUUUUUUUUUUUGAUAUAUUUGUGUAAAUCAUUCAGUUACUUCCAAAUUCCCGGUGUCAAUGCAGUGUGUUAUGCAUUAGUACGAUUGUUACAUGCAGUGUUAUGAUUUCAACUUCACAAGUUUUACUUUCUGAUUCUUCAAGGACUA
Messenger RNA from Phoenix dactylifera (date palm), 1850 nucleotides. The record is from RefSeq and is a predicted model, not a curated record. NCBI's taxonomy places the organism in Eukaryota, Viridiplantae, Streptophyta, Magnoliopsida, Arecales, Arecaceae.